Messenger RNA from Leptopilina boulardi, 2680 nucleotides. RefSeq names its product glucose dehydrogenase [FAD, quinone]. Lineage: Eukaryota; Metazoa; Arthropoda; Insecta; Hymenoptera; Figitidae. Gene Ontology annotation, molecular function: flavin adenine dinucleotide binding; oxidoreductase activity, acting on CH-OH group of donors. The record is from RefSeq and is a predicted model, not a curated record. Bases 339 to 2210 code for a protein of 623 amino acids. The transcript is spliced from 4 exons.
CUGAACUUGUAUCUGGCCACAUGGUUUCAAGGUCUGACAAUCUCAAUGAGUCCUUAUUGAAUCGUAUACUUGUGUCUCUCUUAAAACACACUGAGGUCAUGGUCAUUAUGUCAUUUUUUUAUUUCACUGAUAAAUUCCCUUUAUUUGUGCUUUUAACAAAAAUCAAUUGUCAAGUGUUACUAAAAACUUUUUAAAGUGCAGAAAAAAAAAAACCUGUGUCAUUUAAAUUAUUGUGUCUCACUGGAUGUUUUCUACCAAAAGGAUAAAGUGAUAUUUCAUCUUCAGUUGAGAGUCAACAAAAAAUUACUAAAAUUAAUAUUUGAUAAGAAGACAUCAUCAUGGGCAUUGAAGACGUAUUCUCGGGUGUCGUUAGUUCAGCUACUGGAAGUUUAUCAUGGUUUUUUCCCACAUUAGCAGCUGCAAUUGUCUAUUUUCAAUACGAAAUUAUGGAUCCUGAAUCGCGACCAAUUGACAUUCCCUCAGAAUUAUUGUUACCCUCGUACGAUUUUAUUGUCGUCGGUUCCGGUUCAGCAGGCGCUGUAGUGGCAAGUCGUCUGUCCGAAGUGGAAAAUUGGAACGUUUUACUAUUGGAAGCCGGUGGUGAUGAAACAGAAAUUUCAGAUGUUCCCUUACUCGCAGGAUAUUUACAGCUCAGUCAACUUGAUUGGAUGUAUAAAACUGAACCACAAGGAGAUGCUUGUUUGGCAAUGGAAAAUAGUCGUUGCAAUUGGCCACGUGGAAAAGUCAUUGGCGGAAGUAGUGUUCUCAAUUAUAUGCUCUAUUUACGUGGCAAUAAAAAAGAUUACGAUUUAUGGGAGGAACAAGGUAAUCCAGGUUGGGGUUCAAAAGAUGCUCUCUAUUAUUUUAAAAAAUCCGAAGACAAUUUAAAUCCAUAUUUAGCACAAACGCCAUAUCAUUCAACGGGAGGUUAUUUAACUGUUCAAGAAGCACCAUGGCAUACACCAUUGGCGGCAGCAUUUGUUGAAGCUGGUCGCGAUAUGGGCUAUGAUAAUCGUGAUAUUAAUGGUGAGAAACAAACGGGUUUUAUGAUAGCACAAGGUACAAUAAGAAGAGGAAGUCGUUGUUCAACAGCUAAAGCAUUUUUGCGACCAGCACGUCUUCGUAAAAAUUUACAUAUUGCUAUGAAUUCACAUGUGACUAAAAUUCUCAUUGAUCCAACAAGUAAACGUGCCUAUGGUGUGGAAUUUGUUCGCGAGGAGAAAAUCUAUCGAAUAAGAGCAAAAAAAGAAGUAAUUCUUUCGGGUGGUGCAAUUAAUUCACCACAAUUAUUAAUGCUAUCGGGAAUUGGACCCGAGGAAGAUCUUACACAAUUGGGUAUUCCUGUUAUUCAAAAUCUUCGGGUUGGACACAAUUUACAGGAUCAUGUGGGUCUUGGUGGUUUGACAUUUAUGGUGAAUCAAGAAGUAUCAGUUGUUGAAAAUAGAUUACACAAUGCACAAUCAGUUUUACAGUAUGCAAUAUUUGGCACUGGCCCUCUAACAGUAUUGGGUGGCGUUGAAGGUUUAGCGUUUGUUAAUACAAAAUAUGCAAAUGUAACUGAUGAUUUUCCCGAUAUUGAAUUGCAUUUUAUAUCGGGUUCAACAAAUUCCGAUGGUGGUAAACAAAUACGUAAGGUUCAUGGUUUAACGAGAAAAUUUUAUGACGCUGUUUUUGGAAAAAUUAAUAAUAAAGAUGCAUGGAGUGUUAUUCCAAUGUUGUUGCGACCAAAAAGUAAGGGAUUUAUUAAAUUGAGAAGUAAAAAUCCUUAUGAUCAUCCAAUGAUUUAUCCAAAUUAUUUUAAAGAACCAGAAGAUUUAGCAACACUUGUUGAGGGUGUUAAAAUUGCAUUGGCAUUGAGUAGAACGGCAUCGUUUAGAAAAUAUGGAAGUGAAUUAAAUCCGGCACCAUUUCCAGGAUGUUCGCAUAUACAAUUGUAUACAGAUCCAUAUUGGGAGUGUAUGAUAAGACAUUAUUCGGCAACAAUUUAUCAUCCUGUGGGCACAUGUAAAAUGGGUCCAUAUUGGGAUACGGAAGCUGUUGUUGAUCCACAACUUAAAGUUUAUGGAGUGACGGGAUUAAGGGUUAUUGAUGCUUCGAUUAUGCCAAAUCAAAUUAGUGGCAAUACAAAUGCUCCGGUUAUUAUGGUGGGUGAAAAAGGCUCGGAUAUUAUUAAACAAUAUUGGCUACAAAAGAGAACAAAUCGAGGUUAAAGGGACAAAAAUUAUUUUAUCAAGAAUUUUGAAAAUUUAUAUUUCUUCAAGAGAAAAAUAAUAAUUGUUUUAAAUUUUCGCGAUGAAAAUCUCUAAAUUUGAAAGUAGUAAUUUGAGUUGAUGAUAAUUUUAAUUAGUUAAAUUUUAUUGGUAAAAUAAUUUCCCUUUUUGAAUAAUUUACUGAUUCAAAUUAGAAGAGUUAAUUUAUUCAUGCUGUAAAAAAAAAAAUUUCUCUUAGCCUAUUAUAGCUAAUAAUUAAGAAAAGAAAGAAUGUUUUCUGAUAUUUUUAUUAUUUAUUGCGCAAUCAGUGAAACUAAAUAUUACAAUUACUUUUAUAUCAAUAGAAUGUUUGUAAUUUAUAACGUGUCAGCGCAAAUGUGAAUAGAUGAUUAGAUUUUUAUUUCUCAGAAAUAUUAAUAGUAGACUCUAUUUUUGUAUAUAAAUUAACGGUGAUUAAUUUUAAAAUUUUC